AUGCUGGUGUCCGGGGCUUGGGAAUCGGCGCCGGGAGUGAUUGUGUUGAGGCAUAUCCCCACUUCCUUCCAGACAGUUGAUAGGCCCAUUGGGUGCCGUUCGGUAGCAAUAGCGCCUCUGCUAGACUACAAGAACCUGUUCAAAGCGGGUCUGAUCAGCGAGCCAGAGUACCUCCGAAGGAAGGAGGAGGAAGAAGAGGAGGAGAUGCGAAUGGCUGGUGGGAGGGCAAUGACUGAAGCGACGAGGAGGAGGCUCGAGUCGCGGGCCCCUCAGAAGAAGAAAACCAGUCCUUCGAGGCCGAAGACGAAGCCGCCCCGCCAAGCCGAGGGUGCUCGGCACAGAAGGGCACGCCAGGCGAUCGACAGCGGGAGAGAAGGGGCGAUCGAGGGUGCCCUCGAUGUGACCCCUUUACCAAAGAGGCCAAGGGGGCCGAACGAGGAAGCGGCCGUCCUCGUGUUUGACAAGGAGGAUGCCAAAGCGGAGCCGGUGAACAUCGCAUGCCCCUAG
Molecule: messenger RNA, 507 nt
Organism: Prunus armeniaca (apricot)
Lineage: Eukaryota; Viridiplantae; Streptophyta; Magnoliopsida; Rosales; Rosaceae
Source: the annotation of a GenBank genome assembly